GGGACAUUAAAGAGAGCGUAAGAUUAGCAAAGGAUUGCUCCAGAGAUGUGGCUAAGCCGAAGCUCUCGGUAAACAACGGUUCCGGACAUCGUAGCAGUGAACGUGCUGAUCAAGGCUUUGGUGUGGAAAUUGUGGAAGUCACAGGGAUUUACAUUGAAGUAGUCGAGAUAAGUGAUAUUAGGGUC
Acaulospora colombiana is the source of this 185-nucleotide messenger RNA. The record is from the annotation of a GenBank genome assembly. NCBI's taxonomy places the organism in Eukaryota, Fungi, Glomeromycota, Glomeromycetes, Diversisporales, Acaulosporaceae.